Larimichthys crocea (large yellow croaker) is the source of this 5538-nucleotide messenger RNA. RefSeq names its product sulfatase 1 (gene sulf1). NCBI's taxonomy places the organism in Eukaryota, Metazoa, Chordata, Actinopteri, Sciaenidae. Gene Ontology annotation, cellular component: plasma membrane; cell surface; Golgi apparatus. The transcript has 22 exons. The record is from RefSeq and is a predicted model, not a curated record. Gene Ontology annotation, molecular function: N-acetylglucosamine-6-sulfatase activity; glycosaminoglycan binding; calcium ion binding. Bases 789 to 4253 code for a protein of 1154 amino acids. Gene Ontology annotation, biological process: positive regulation of vascular endothelial growth factor production; glomerular basement membrane development; heparan sulfate proteoglycan metabolic process.
CAUUUGUGUUGACGUGAACGUGUUAAUGACGCAGCCUAAUUAGUACUUUAGAGAGUUUUCUGGAAGCGUGCCUAAAACAUUAAGUAUUUAAUAUCCUAUAGGAUUUUUUUUAAAACUUUACGAACUCAUGACAGGAGGGGCACGGCCACGUUGAAGGGAUUCAAAUUGAACCCUCGCGUAGAGUUCGGCUGCAGGAUAUCUGAGUUCAUCGGCUGCAUUAGAAAUGGGUGUAUUAACUGCAACAGCUUCAUAUCUGUGUCAUCUCGGAGAGAAGGAAAUCUGCUGAAACAGAGGUUAAUGACGGUGCUGAGCUGUGUCCUUGUCCCUGCCUCCUGGCAGCAAGGAGCCACCCAGCAGCCGGUCUGUGAUUGGGCAGGGGAGUGGGUUUCUUGACACAGCGCGGUGCUGACUGCUCCGGGACGUGUUUCAACAGAUGGUCGAGGUUAGAGAGUGUCAUCACAUCGGAGAGAGGAUUAGAGGAGAGAGGUUGUCUUCCAGGAGCUGUGUGGUCCCCCCUACUCUUCAACCCAAAGUCCCCAAUCCCAAGACACAAACCCCUCUAUGAGCAAAGGGAGACCCGGUGAAGAAACGCGAGAGGAAAACACAGAGAGGAAUCCUAGCCUUGCCUCUCACUCGGCCAGCACUCUGCUCUCCUGCCUUUCAGUCGACCACAGCUGCGAGAGCGGCACGGGUGUGAGUGAGUGGCCUGGCUGGACCUCUUCUCCCUCCCUCCAUCUCUCCAUUAAUCCUCCCUUCUAACCAUCCCGUCUCUAGUCGUCUCAGGCACCAUGCUGGUGCAGUGGCUGGCUUGGUUGGCCCUGCUGUCUCUGGACUGGGCUCCAGGCAGCUGGGCCUUCAUCACCACGAGGGCUCAGGGCCUGAGGGGUCGCAUCCAGAGAGACCGCAGAAACAUCCGGCCCAACAUUAUCCUCAUUAUGACUGACGACCAGGAUGUUGAGUUGGGUUCACUCCAGGUAAUGAAUAAAACCCGUAAGAUCAUGGAAGACGGAGGCACAAGUUUCACCAAUGCCUUUGUCACCACACCAAUGUGCUGCCCAUCACGGUCCUCCAUGUUGACGGGCAAAUACGUCCACAACCACAACACCUACACCAACAACGAGAACUGCUCCUCCCCUUCUUGGCAAGUUCAGCACGAGCCACGCUCAUUCGCUGUCUAUCUCAACAACACGGGCUACAGGACAGGCUUCUUCGGCAAGUACCUCAAUGAGUACAACGGCAGCUACAUCCCACCUGGGUGGCGCGAAUGGGUUGGAUUGAUAAAAAAUUCCCGCUUCUAUAAUUACACUGUCUGUCGGAACGGUUACAAGGAGAAACACGGUGCAGACUAUGCCAAGGACUAUUUCACAGAUCUGAUCACCAACGACAGCAUCAACUUUUUCCGCAUGUCCAAACGGGUGUACCCUCACCGUCCUGUCAUGAUGGUUAUCAGUCACGCUGCUCCUCAUGGCCCUGAGGACUCGGCUCCACAGUACGCAGAGCACUUCCCAAAUGCUUCGCAGCACAUCACCCCCAGCUACAACUAUGCCCCGAAUAUGGACAAACACUGGAUCAUGCAGUACACAGGCCCCAUGAGACCCAUUCACAUGGAAUUCACCAACUUCCUCCAUCGGAAGAGGUUACAGACUCUCAUGUCUGUGGAUGACUCAGUGCAGAAGGUUUAUGAGAUGCUAGAGGAAAGUGGAGAGCUGGACAACACUUACAUCAUCUACACAGCAGACCAUGGCUACCACAUUGGUCAGUUUGGAUUAGUCAAGGGCAAGUCGAUGCCUUAUGACUUUGACAUCCGUGUGCCGUUCUUCCUGAGGGGACCCAACGUAGAGCCAGGGGCAGUGAACCCUCAUCUGGUACUUAACAUUGACCUAGCUCCCACGAUCCUCCACAUUGCUGGGCUGGACACCCCCCCAGACAUGGAUGGAAAGUCCAUCCUUAAGCUGCUGGAACAGGACAGGACUGGCAAUAGAUUCAAACCCAACCGGAAACCCAAAGUCUGGAGGGACACAUUCCUGGUGGAGCGAGGAAAGAUCCUAAGAAAGAAGGAUGACUCAGUGAACACUCAGCACACCAACAGCCUUCCCAAGUACAAGAAGGUCAAAGAGACUUGCCAGCAGGCCGAAUUCCAGACACCCUGCGAACAGCCUGGACAGAAAUGGCAUUGUGUGGAGGAAAUCACAGGCAAGUGGAGGAUACAGAAGUGUAAAGGUGGUUCGAAAGAAGGCUCCAGGAAGAGGGCCCGCAGCCUGAAGCCCCGCAGCAGUUACGACAACAGAGACAGGGGCUGUGACUGCGGGGAUGCCGCCUUUAAACCCUCCAGAACGGACCGACGCGCCCAUCGACAGCUCUCAUCUGGCCAGCGUUAUCGUCCACGUUUCGUCCACACCCGGCCGGCCAGGUCUCUGUCUGUUGAAUUUGAAGGUCAGAUAUAUGACAUUGACCUUCAAGCGGAUGAUCAGUCAGCUGUCCGCCGCCGCGUCAUCUCAAAGCGCCACUACAACCCAGAGGACCCAGAGUUCGAUUUGGGCACAGAUGACGGUUCGGAGGAAAUGUUGGCGGACGAUACCAAUGCCGUUGGAUACCCAAACUCUGUAAAAGUUACUCACAAGUGUUUUAUCUUGAUGAAUGACAGUGUCCAUUGUGAAAGAGAAAUCUACCAGUCCUCCAGAGCCUGGAAAGACCAUAAGAGUUAUGUGGACCAGGAGAUUGAAGCACUUCAAGACAAAAUCAAAAACCUCCGGGAAGUGAGAGGCCACCUGAAGAGGACACGACCAGACGAGUGCGACUGCGGAAAGAAGAGCUAUUAUAACAAAGGAGACAGAAACAAGGCAGAGAGAUUGAAGAACAGGAAAGAUCAACUCCAUCCGUUUAAGGAGGCUGCGCAGGAAUUAGACAGCAGGGCCCAGUUGUACAACGAGAUUCGGAGAAGGAAGAAGGAAAGGAAGGAGAAGAAACGGCAGAGGAAAGGAGACGACUGCAGCCUGCCUGGCCUCACUUGUUUCACACAUAACAAUGAUCACUGGCAGACCGCUCCCCUGUGGUCGUUGGGCGGAUUCUGUGCGUGCACCAGCUCCAACAACAACACCUACUGGUGCCUGAGAACCAUCAACGAGACCCACAACACGCUGUUCUGCGAGUUCUCAACCGGCUUCCUGGAGUACUUUGACCUCAACAGUGACCCCUACCAGCUGACCAACGCGGUAUAUGCAGUCGAUCGGGAGGUACUGAACUCUCUCCACGCUCAGCUGAUGGAGAUGAGGAGUUGCCAAGGUUACAAGCAGUGUAACCCUCGCCCCAAAGGAUUGGAUGCAGCACACAGCCAAUAUGGGACGGACGACAGGGUUAAACUACCCAACUUGACAGAUGAGGAGGUAAACUGGCAGGGACUGGAGGAUCUGUAUAGCAUAAACGAAAGCCUUUAUGAAUGUAGGCCUGACUACAGCCCCAGCCCAGACGACUGGGCCAACUUCCAGAAGGAUGUAGAUAAUAUAUUUGCACUGCGACACGUUUUAAAUAAAUUCAACCGAACCCAUCAGCUUGACGACUCCACCCUGCCAGAGCUGGGCUCCGGGGCCGGGGGUGGAGGCCUUGAAGAGGGAAGCGGAGAAGAGUUGGCCUCGGUUGGUGAUGUCCAGCCGGGCCUGGCCACAGAGGCUCGCCUCACCACCCCCGCCCCCAGCAAAACGCCACCGGCACCACCCCCACCCAAGCCCACACUGGAAAGGAAACUGGAAUCUGUUGUCAAUGACCUUCCUGAGAAGAGGCCUAUAGACAGACCUGGGGGGUCACCGGUGAUGGUUUCAUCAUCAUCAUCUUCAUCAUCAGGUCCAAGAGGAGGGGGGUUAAUCUUUCAGGAGGAGAUGGAAGGAGACAUAUUCAGCGGGAAUGGACUGACGGAACUGGAAACACGACACGACAGCCUGCUGCGUACUCACAACAGCCUCGAGGCUCAGCUGGAGCCCGGCCUGGGCCACGGAGAGGAGAGCAGCCCUCAGGGUCUUGGCCUGGGCCUGGACCUCGAAGAAGAGGAGGACAUAUUCCAGGCCCAAGGCUACCUCCCUUUCUCCCCGCGGCGGACACUGAGGCCCGAGGUGCAGGCCAGCACCACCGGGAGCCCCCCCACCACAGAGACUAGCACCCCACAGAGUGUCGGGUUGGUACUACAGGUGCUGCCUCAGUCGACCCUGCCCCUCACCUUGGACUACGAGGGCAGCGGCUCUCCCUCCAAUCACACCCUCUGAGACAGACGCAUGAGCUGGCUUGCCAGCCAAUGAGCUGCUGGUCGCCAUAGAGACACAGAGACAGCGAUUGGGAGAUGAGCUCGCCAAGAGAAACGGCGAGUGAUGCCACCUCAGUCAGUCAGAGUUGUAUAAUGAGUAUUAAAGUUAUUGUUUAUUUUUUUACAGGUGCCUACAUUUAUUAGUAAACAGUGUUAUUUUUUUGUUUUUAUUUUUCAAAUAUAUAUUUAGAAACGAGAAAAAAAAAAGCCUUAAUGCAGCUAAACUUGUUGGGAUUACAAAUGAUUAUUCCCAUAACACCAUUGAUGUUUUUAAUAUAUGUUUUUAUGAAAAACGAGUGAGUGGUGAAACCAUUUCAACAUCUGAAUGAGUAGUUAGCAUUAGUCAGCUUUAGGUACGCUCCAGUCUUUAAAGAAUCUAAUAAUCAGCAGACGCUUCAUCAGAACACUAAAUACAUAACAUAUGCAACACACAAUACACAGGCAACAUUUGACCCCAAAUGCACUUCUGAACUUUUCCAUUAUGACCUUCACCCUCCACGGUUUGUGGAUAUGAAAUCAGAUUUUAUGAAAUUAUUACUACUGAUUACUGUCAGUUCUGUUUUAGAACCAACAUAAACACACAUUGUUUUUAAAUUCGCUCUCUGGGAUUAUUUUUCCCUCCUCGCCAUGUAUCAGUAAUGAUAUCAGACAGUUUAGACAAUCAUGGGGCAGUUUAACAGCUGACAUCAUCUGAAUGAUCCUGAUACUCUACGCUCACCAUUUUCUGAUUAGUUGCACCACUUGCACCAGCUCGGACUCUUCACGGCAGAUUUAAUUUUGAACACGAGUCAAAGUUUCCUUUUUAAUAAUCACAAGUAAACACGACCACCUGGGGGUUGGAAAAUGUUCUUUGUGUAACUUUUUUUUUUCUUUUUUGGAAAUGUCACAGAUUAAUUAUGUGGUGUAUGACGUAGUGCUUUGAUAAUCCACCAAUUCAUUUUGAAUGUAACUGUGUACUCCCCUUUAAAACUGGUUGACGGCCAUGUAAGACACUGCAACGUGGCCUAAAGCUUAAAUUUUUCAGGGCCAUUGAGGGCAAAAUGUUUCACCUUUCCGCCAGGAGUUCAUCCCUGCUGUUGUAGUGUUGGUGCUUCCAAAGAGUGACCGAGAUGUUAGAAAACUAGUUCUGCAAAAACCUGAUGCUGUCCUUUUUCUUACUUGACGGUGUGUGUAGAAGUGUUAGAACAAGUCUGGUUUCGGGAAAGCCAUGAAGCUGUUUAAAAAAAAUAAACUCUUUCAACCAUCCC